GAUGCUGCAUCCGGAUCGACUUGAAUACGCAGAGCAUCCUCCGCUGGAAGGCAUCUCUCCGAGACACAAUGGGGCGCAGAAAGUCAAAGCGAAAGCCACCUCCCAAGAAGAAAAUGACAGGAAACCUGGACACCCAGUUCACCUGCCCGUUCUGUAACCACGAGAAAUCCUGUGAUGUCAAAAUGGAACGGACCCGAAACACAGGAAUUAUAUCCUGCAGCGUUUGCUUGGAGGAGUUCCAGACUCCUAUAACAUAUCUGUCCGAGCCCGUGGACGUUUACAGCGAUUGGAUCGAUGCCUGUGAAGCGGCCAACCAGUAGUUUUCCUGACUCUCUAACCUCACUCUCCGCCUGGUGAAUUAGUUUCCUAUCGAGAUAGCACAAUGUAGCCAAAUAUUUUUUUCCUCCCUUCCAGUGUGUGACGUUGUUAGAUUCACUUUGUGUGGUGACACAUUCCCUCCGGCUGGGCCAGAGCGUCGCCACGUCUCUGUCGCGGUUCUUUAUGUAAACGUUGGAUUAGAUCAUGUUGUAUUUUUUCCUCACAAUUUUUGGACCAAACUGUCAUAUUAUGAAGUUUAAACUCUAACCAUGCAGGUGUUUUUAAGUGUUAAACAUUCCACGUCCUCCGUUGGUAUUUUUUUGUGAUCAAGAAAUUAUCUUUUUAGAUUUUUGUAUUUAGCAGAUUUGACACGAUGCUCUUUUAUGACGGGUCGUUUUUAUUUAUGUCCAACCCUGUCACUAAUGCACUGACAACCUUUUUGUUUUUUCCUCCUCCUCUCUAAAUCUGUUGCUUUAUUUCGUCCAGUAUAUAUAUUUGUACUGCUAGACUUUCCUUUUAAAAAGAUUCCAAUCAUUUUAUUACUUCAGUGUAUUUCACAUGUGAGCUGCUGACAGCGAUGUCAAAAAAAAUAUAUUAAAAAAAUCAAGUCACAAUCA
Molecule: messenger RNA, 935 nt
Organism: Stegastes partitus (bicolor damselfish)
Lineage: Eukaryota; Metazoa; Chordata; Actinopteri; Pomacentridae
Gene: elof1
Product: elongation factor 1
Exons: 4
Coding region: 69-320 (83 amino acids)
Biological process (GO): transcription elongation by RNA polymerase II
Cellular component (GO): transcription elongation factor complex
Molecular function (GO): RNA polymerase II complex binding
Source: RefSeq, a predicted model, not a curated record